Xenopus tropicalis (tropical clawed frog) is the source of this 1239-nucleotide messenger RNA. RefSeq names its product N-acetylneuraminate pyruvate lyase (dihydrodipicolinate synthase) (gene npl). Gene Ontology annotation, biological process: N-acetylneuraminate catabolic process. Lineage: Eukaryota; Metazoa; Chordata; Amphibia; Anura; Pipidae. Gene Ontology annotation, cellular component: cytoplasm. Gene Ontology annotation, molecular function: lyase activity; N-acetylneuraminate lyase activity. The record is from RefSeq and is marked provisional.
GUUACCGGCUGACUAGAGGAAGCAGGAGCUGGAGUAUAAACAGCAGGUACAGGGGCUGUGGAAUAGCUACAGGCAAGCAACACUGUGAAGUACUGGCAAACACUCUCCUGGGACUGACUGUUAGGGCUCACUGACAUUCCCUCUACAGCAACUGACAAAUUUCUUGCGUACAUAUAACUAAAGAAUAGGGUCAUGGAGUUUGCUGGGAAGAGGUUAAAAGGCCUAAUAGCUGCCACUUUUACCCCAAUGACAUCAAACAGUGACAUCAACCUGCCAGUCAUUAAGCAAUAUGUAGACUAUCUGGUUCAGAAACAGCAUGUGAGAAAUAUAUUUGUGAAUGGCACAACAGGAGAAGGAAUGUCCUUAAGUGUCCAGGAGAGGAAGUGUCUGGCGGAAGAGUGGGUGAAGCAGGCAAGAGGCAAAAUGGACAAUGUGAUUAUACACGUGGGAUGUCUCAGCUUGAGUGACUCUAAAGAUCUAGCUGCCCACGCUGCUUCCUGUGGAGCUGAUGCAAUCAGUAUUGUUUGCCCUUCAUUCCUCAAACCUUCCAGUUUAGAUGCAUUGGUUCUGUACAUGAAGGAAGUUGCCUUUGCUGCCCCCAGUUUACCAUUUUAUUACUACCACAUUCCCAGGUUAACUGGAACAACAUACCAGAUAUGUGAACUUCUUAGGAAGGCAAAAGAAAAUAUCCCAUCAUUUCGUGGAGUGAAAUUUACUGAUGUUAACCUUAUGGACUUCGGUCUCUGUGUCAGUCAGUAUAAAGAGUUUGAUUGUCUUUAUGGUGUGGAUGAGCAACUACUAGGAGCAUUGGCUUUUGGUGCACAUGGUGCUGUUGGCAGCACAUAUAAUUAUCUUGGCAAAAAAAAUGGUGACAUGAUGGCAGCAUUUGAGGGUGGCAAUUUGCAGGAAGCACGCAAAAUUCAGUGCUCUCUUCAGGAAUUCCUCCUCUUUGUGUUUGACAUGGGGUGGGGUUUACCUGAAUUUAAAGACAUCAUGUCACAGAUAUCUGGGAUCCCACUUGGCCCUCCUCGCCUUCCACUAUAUUCUUCCGUGAAAUCGGAUCAUCAUGAUAGUAUCAGGACCAAAAUGUUAAAGCUGGACCUCAUCUGAGAAAUAAAAUAGAACUUCUGUAUUAGGAGCAUAAUCCAGUCUACAGGAUAGAACAAAAUAGAUUUUGUUCCUUUUUUUUAGGUCAAUGAUUUUUCAAGAUUAAACAAGCUGGCAGUUGCCAAAAUAGAA